AUGACUGAGUUACUGGAGGGUAAAUGUGCAUGUAUGGAGGAAUUUGCCGCGUCUGCGAUACCCACUGUGCUGCUGUUGUGGCGCGGGAGGACAGACGACGCUGCAGUGGCACACGGGAGUCAUUUGGAUGUGGUCCAUCAGUCGAUUUUGCUGUAUUUGCUACGGACACUUGAUGGCAUGUGCGGAUCGGAUGUGAAAUGCGUGGAACAAACAGAAAGUGCGCUGAAACUGCGCCUUCUCCUUUGGAUUUCUUUCAAGGCGCUGUAUUUGGAGCCCCCCGGCGGCGGUCAUGAAUUCCCGGGAAAGUGGAGAAGUGAGGUGCUUCGUGACAGCAAGGCUGCGGAGAGAAUAUUGGCGUCUGAUAUAUUUUUGGGCAAUGGGGGUGCUGUACAUUGUCAGAAAGUAGAGGUCUUGUCGUGGCUUGUGGUGGAGGUUCUUCUUCAGUACCGUUGUUAUUGGAGGCAUGUAGAUAUAUGGGGUUCUGUUGAGGGUUGCCGCUCGCAUCCGUUUAUUUUGUGGGCCGUGGGGAAUCUCAGUGAAGUGGGCACCGAAGGAGCCCGUCCGUGGACACUUUCGUGCGUGCAGCAGCGGGCCGUGGAAAUGAUUGUUUUGCUUGGGGCCGACGCCGUGUUGCUUGAAAGAAACAGAGAAUUGUUUACGGACGCCUAUCUUCGCACGCUUGUUGCGGCAGGGCGUGAAAUUUUCACCCCCGAGCUUUUUGGGGGGUUAACGAGCAGCAUUCGUGACGGUUUGAUCCGCGGCGAUCGUCUGUACCACGACGAUCUGUGCGUUCUUUUGGAGACUUUGCGCCGCCACGUGUCUGUUGACACAGACGAAGGACGCGUGCGUGAUUUGCGGAGCGUCAUUGAUGUUCUUUUAAAUACAGCGUGUCCCUUUUCUUGCGAAAAGGAGAUUAUGCGUGGCGUGGAGGCGGUCUGUACAUGGUUUGAGUUGCUUGGCCUUCAGGUGGACUAUCGCCACGUGCUCAUGGAGGGUGCCAUUGACGGUGAGGUGCUGCGCUCCGGUCUUUCGCUGCACGAGGUGCAACAAAUGGGCAUCCGAAACGAAAUGGACGCCACGUCUUUGCUGCGAGUUUUAGCUGCCCGCCCAAAUCGCAGAGUGAUGCCUGGUGAUUCACGAAUGUGA
Molecule: messenger RNA, 1146 nt
Organism: Trypanosoma cruzi
Lineage: Eukaryota; Euglenozoa; Kinetoplastea; Trypanosomatida; Trypanosomatidae
Exons: 1
Coding region: 1-1146 (381 amino acids)
Source: RefSeq, a predicted model, not a curated record